Podospora anserina S mat+ is the source of this 1200-nucleotide messenger RNA. RefSeq lists its product as uncharacterized. The transcript has 5 exons. Gene Ontology annotation, cellular component: Golgi apparatus; endosome; trans-Golgi network. Gene Ontology annotation, molecular function: antiporter activity. NCBI's taxonomy places the organism in Eukaryota, Fungi, Ascomycota, Sordariomycetes, Sordariales, Podosporaceae. Bases 1 to 1200 code for a protein of 399 amino acids. The record is from RefSeq and is a predicted model, not a curated record.
AUGGGCGUCGACGAGAAGGUUCGCGCCUCUGGCGAGCAGGUCCGAGAUACCCUCCCGACAGUCAACCCAGACGUCGAGAAGUCGCAACCACCCAAGCCAUCACUCCAUCCGGCUUUCUACGUGACCAUCUGGAUUUCCCUGAGUUCCUCCGUCAUCCUCUUCAACAAAUGGAUUCUCUCCACGCUCGGGUUCGAAUACCCGGUCAUCCUCACGACCUUCCAUUUGGUGUUCGCUACCGUCAUGACCCAGCUCCUUGCUCGCUACACCACUCUCCUCGAUGGCCGCAAGACGGUCAAGAUGACUGGCCGGGUCUACCUUCGCGCCAUUGUUCCGAUUGGUUUCUUCUUCAGCUUGAGCUUGAUUUGCGGCAACUUGACCUAUCUCUACCUUAGCGUUGCCUUCAUCCAGAUGCUCAAGGCUACCACCCCUGUCUUCGUCCUCUUUUCCAGCUGGGCGCUCGGCGUCUCUCAGCCUAACCUGAAGGUCUUCCUCAACGUCUCAGUCAUUGUCGUCGGUGUGGUCAUCGCGUCGAUUGGCGAGAUCAAGUUUGUUUGGAUCGGCUUCAUCUACCAGAUCUUCGGCAUUGCCUUCGAGGCCCUCCGCUUGACCAUGGUUCAGCGCCUUCUGAGCUCGGCUGAGUUCAAGAUGGACCCCUUGGUGUCGCUCUACUACUUCGCCCCAGUUUGCGCUGCCAUGAACUUUGUCGUUGCUCUCUUCUGGGAGUUCCCCAAGCUUAGCAUGCAGGAGGUGUAUGACGUUGGUUUCAUGACCUUCUUCCUCAACGGCUUGUGCGCUUUCGCCCUCAAUGUCUCGGUUGUCUUCUUGAUUGGCAAGACUUCUUCGCUCGUCCUUACCCUCUGCGGUGUGCUCAAAGAUGUGCUCCUUGUUGUUGCCUCCAUGAUCAUCUGGGGCACCCAGGUUACUGGCCUCCAGUUCUUUGGUUACAGCAUCGCCCUUGGUGGCAUGGUCUACUACAAGCUCGGCUACGAGGCCAUCAAGGGCUAUGCUGGCGAGGCUGGUCGCCAAUGGGCUGACUUUGGCAACCGCCGCCCCAUCCUCCGCCGCAUUUCGAUCAUGCUCUUCACUGUCAUGACCGUCUUUGUCCUCCUCGGCGGUCUUGCCCCUACCUAUGCGCCGGGCAUGGACCCCACCGAAUACCUGAACGAGGCCAAGAACAAGAUCGGCAUCGCCAGACUAUAG